Messenger RNA from Spinacia oleracea (spinach), 1558 nucleotides. RefSeq names its product plastoglobule-localized metallopeptidase 48, chloroplastic. Gene Ontology annotation, molecular function: metalloendopeptidase activity. Lineage: Eukaryota; Viridiplantae; Streptophyta; Magnoliopsida; Caryophyllales; Amaranthaceae. The record is from RefSeq and is a predicted model, not a curated record. The coding region runs from base 142 to 1158 and encodes 338 amino acids. Gene Ontology annotation, biological process: proteolysis. The transcript is spliced from 9 exons.
AGCAUAACCAUAAACCAAAAUAAAGAAAACGGUAUACGGUAUACCUGUUUAAUUCUCUCACACUCACUAAGGGGGGAGAACUUAGUUAACACGCCAACAUCUCUCUAAAAUCCCAUUUCUCUUCUGCAGAAAUUACCAAAAAUGGCGGCUUCAAUUUCUCUCUCCUCAUUAUCCAUUUCCUCCAAUGCUUCCGUUCGUUGUUUCCCGCCCAAAUUAACCCCCAACUUCUCGAAUUUUCGAUUCCCGCCAAUUAUUGGAAACCCUAGAAUCAAUGUUUCUGUUUGUAGAUCAUCAUCUGCUGCUGCUGCUGCUUAUCCGACUGUUGUUUUCCGAAAUCUUAAUGCCGAUGAUUUCAGGCAUCCUCUUGAUCAACAAAACACAGUAAUUUUGAGAGCAAUUCCUGGAUUAGAUGAAAUCGGCAAGGCUUUAUUAGGGUCCAUUGCGGAGCAGGUUAUGUUUCUUGAGAACAUUGGUACUUCACUGCUUGUUUCCAAAAACCAGCUUCCUGAACUACACCAGUUGAUGAUUGAGGCUGCUGAAAUAUUGAAUGUUGAGGCUCCUGAUUUGUACGUUCGCCAGAGCCCUACGCCAAAUGCAUAUACUUUAGCCAUCAAUGGUAAAAGACCAUUUGUUGUUGUCCACACAAGUCUUAUUGAGCUUUUGUCUCGAAAAGAGUUGCAGGCUGUCAUGGCUCAUGAGUUGGGUCAUCUGAAAUGUGACCAUGGAUUGUGGCUGACAUAUGCAAAUAUCCUUGCUCUUGGGGCGUAUACAAUACCUGGACUUGGGGGAUUUAUUGCUAGUAGCAUAGAGGACCAGUUAACCCGUUGGCUCCGAGCAGCAGAGCUAACUUGUGACCGUGCAGCCCUUCUUGUUGCUCAAGAUCCCAAGAUUGUCAUGUCUGUCCUGAUGAAACUAUCUGGGGGCUGCCCAUCCUUGGCGGAUCAACUAAAUGUGGAUGCAUUCUUGGAGCAAGCUCGUUCUUAUGAUAAAGCUUCUUCAAGUCCAAUGGGGUGGUAUAUUAGGAAUGCUCAAACGAGGCAACUGUCACACCCUCUUCCAGUGCUACGUGCUCGUGAGAUUGAUGAGUGGUCAAGGAGCCGGGAAUACAACUAUCUUUUGAAGCGUGGAAUGCCAAUGAACACCCUGCAUAAGGCUUAGGUUUCUGAGCAGGUAAGCCAAUUGGAGAGCUUCCUGCUGGAAGAUUCAUAUAGGAGCAUAGCUGCUUCAUUGGUUCAGUCAGAUAUUUGAGAUAUACUACAAGAUUGGGAUGUACUUGCUGGUGCUGCACAUAAAAAUCGCAAGUAAGCAACUUAAUUUUACGCUGUAAACUGUAGAGAUGAAAAUUGAUGUGGCAUCUCGACUCUCUGCAAUAUUGACAAAUCCACGGUGCAAUGGACAAAUUUUGUAAGAUAGACAGAUAGUCUUAUUAUACUGUAUAUUCAGACAAUUAAUAUAUAUCAGCUUGGAUUGCUGUAUUCAAAUAUUGUCCAUGUAAUUAUGUACUAUAACAGUAUUUCUAACUGGAUUGAAGGUCUGAAAAAUAAGACUUCAUUGUACA